AGAGAAGAACGUCCAUCAGCUAUGGUCAAAAUUACGCCAGAAUUGCUGGCAAAUACGCCCAUCAGAAUAAGCCCAAUCGAACCAUCCCAUGAACUCAUCCUUUCUGGUCUCAAAAUCCCAUCAAUAGAGAACUUAGGUGUUACAAAGGACCAGCUUAGUACUAUCAUACUAUCACACAAUCUCAUACACUCUAUACCGCUCCUUCCACGCCUCGUCAAUCUCAACUCUUUAGUGUUGUCACAUAAUUUGCUGACGAAUAUACACCCAUCGAUAGUAAAAUCAGCUCCUAGACUCACGACUCUAAUCUUGGAUCACAACAGACUCGAACUCGGCGAAUUGAACUCGCUUGCUGGUCACCCCAGCCUCACUUAUUUGGAUAUACGGUACAACCCUGCUGCAGAGACGCCGCGGUACAGGCAUUGGUUGAUACAUACCCUCCCUAAGCUCAGAGUCCUCGAUUAUGAUAGGGUUACCGACAAAGAGCGCAAAGAAGCACGUGAAAUAUUUGAGACGCAGGACGGCAGACCGACAGCAGUUGCGCAGGAAAUUAAAGCAUUGAAGAAGGAAGAUGUCAGUGAAACAUCCAAUACUUUCGUGCCGGGAGAGGAUACUAGCAAAGGCCGUUUGCUCAGUGCCCAGGAUAGAGAGAACAUACGCAAAGCAAUUCUCGAAGCCAACUCACCAGACGAAGUCGCACGUCUGGAGCGCAUGCUCAGGGAUGGUUUCAUUCCAGGUCAAGAAUAAUACGUGUAACUCUACAAAAACUUUAUUUAUACAUUCCAG
Wallemia mellicola CBS 633.66 is the source of this 783-nucleotide messenger RNA. RefSeq names its product L domain-like protein. The coding region runs from base 22 to 744 and encodes 240 amino acids. Lineage: Eukaryota; Fungi; Basidiomycota; Wallemiomycetes; Wallemiales; Wallemiaceae. Gene Ontology annotation, molecular function: protein binding; U2 snRNA binding. The transcript has 2 exons. Gene Ontology annotation, biological process: mRNA splicing, via spliceosome. Gene Ontology annotation, cellular component: U2 snRNP. The record is from RefSeq and is a predicted model, not a curated record.